Messenger RNA from Naegleria lovaniensis, 531 nucleotides. RefSeq lists its product as uncharacterized. Gene Ontology annotation, molecular function: GTP binding; GTPase activity. NCBI's taxonomy places the organism in Eukaryota, Heterolobosea, Eutetramitea, Acrasida, Naegleriidae. Bases 1 to 531 code for a protein of 176 amino acids. Gene Ontology annotation, cellular component: cytoplasm. Gene Ontology annotation, biological process: intracellular protein transport; vesicle-mediated transport. The record is from RefSeq and is a predicted model, not a curated record. The transcript has a single exon.
AUGGGUCAAUAUCUUUCCAACUUGGUUAAGGAUCUUUUCAAAAAUAAGGAAGCUCGCAUUUUAAUGUUGGGACUUGAUGCAGCUGGUAAAACAUCCAUUCUCUACAAGAUUCAAUUAGAUGAAAAUGUAACCACCAUUCCAACCAUUGGAUUCAAUGCAGAACAAAUCAGUUACAAAAAGGUUACAUUCACAAUCUAUGAUUUGGGAGGACAGGACAAAAUUCGAUCUCUUUGGAGAUAUUACUAUGAGAAAACCGAUGCCAUUAUUUAUGUGUUAGAUUCCAACGAUACCGAUCGAUUUGAAGAAGCACGACAAACAUUGAAACAAGUCAUGGAAAAUUCGUUACUGGAGGACGCCAAACUGUUAGUUUUGGCAAACAAACAAGAUCUUCCUCAUGCUGCCAAUGUGAGCAAUAUCGUUCAACGACUGGAUUUGAACUCGAUCAAACAGGAGUGGUUUAUUCAACCUUGUUCUGCUCUGAAGGGUUGUGGCUUGUUUGAAGGACUUGACUGGCUUUCGUCUAAACUGUAA